Sus scrofa (pig) is the source of this 2123-nucleotide messenger RNA. RefSeq names its product transmembrane 4 L six family member 19 (gene TM4SF19). Lineage: Eukaryota; Metazoa; Chordata; Mammalia; Artiodactyla; Suidae. The record is from RefSeq and is a predicted model, not a curated record. Gene Ontology annotation, cellular component: membrane.
UCACCCAUGCGGAGCACCCAAAAAUGCUCAACAAUCUGGUGUGGCUGUGGUAUGAGAUGGUGGUGGCCUGGAGCUUGAAUAAAAAGGUUAGAAGACUAGUAAGGGAACCACAGCUAAGAGCAAAGUAAGGAAGAUAAUAAGGAAAAAAAUGAUGGCUGCUCUGCCCAGUGCUGUUUUUCCAAAGAGCCCAGAUUCUACCGUGAGUGAAACAGAUACGGGCAGCUGGUAUGUGGGAAAAAAAUGUUGUGGCUUGGGAAAGAAGGGAGGAUAAAGUAUUUCUCAUGGGUGCAUCCUCUGAUUCAUUAAGGCAUCUUAGUUCACGAGACCAUGCCUCCUGGUUCCUUCCUUAGAAGAUCACAUGAAAAUGAGCAGAGAGUGGGUCAUCAGGAGAGGGCUCUCCAGGAAGAAGAAAGCUCCUUUGAUGGAGGCCUGUGGGCAGUGAGUGGUGUUGGGCAAGCAUGCCCACACACACCCGCCUGGGUGACCUCCACAUAUAUACAGCGUCUCCCUGGCCCUCCCUAGGAGUCCUGAAAGAGCAGCCUCCAGUCCAGCUCUGCAGGAACCCCAGCUGGGGCCACAGGUGUGCAGGCCCACUCCUCCCAGGUUCUUUCUCUCCCAUCCUGCUUCUUGCUGCUGGAUGCAGGAUGCCAUCCUCUCCCUGUGCGAUGGCAUGCUCACGGACCUGCUCCCGCAUCCUGGGGCUGAGCCUGGGGGCUACAGCCCUGUUUGCUGCUGCAACCAACACAGCGCUCCUCUUUCCUAACUGGGAUGUGACCUACCUGCUAAGGGGCCUCAUUGGGAGGCAAGCCAUGCUGGGCUCUGGACUCUGGGGAGGUGGCCUCAUGGUACUCACUGCAGCUAUCCUCAUCUCCUUGAUGGGCUGGAGACGUGGCUGCUUCAGUAAGAGUGGGCCUUGCCAAAGCAUGCUUACUGCUCUGUUGUCAAGUGGCCUGGCUUUGUUUGGAGCCUUGAUUUGCUUUAUCACUUCUGGAGUAGCCCUGAAAGAUGGUCCUUUUUGCAUGUUCCACGUCUCAUCCUUCAAUCAGACCCAGACUUGGAAAUAUGGUUACCCAUUCAAAGACCUGCAUAACAGGAAUUAUUUGUAUGACCAUUCCCUCUGGAACUCUGUCUGCCUGGAGCCUUCUAAAGCUGUCAUUUGGCAUGUGGGCUUCUUCUCCGUCCUUCUGUGUAUCAGCCUCCUCCAGAUCCUCCUGGUGGCCAUUCAUUUCAUCAACAGCUUCCUGGGCUUUUUCUGCAGCCUCUGUGAGAAGUGACAGGGUAUUUGUCUGAAGCAAACAAAAACACUAAUUCAAAAAGAUAUCUGACAAAUAAAUUCUGGAGAGGUUGUGGAGAAAAGGGACCCUCCUACACUGUUGGUGGGACUAUUAAAUUGGUGCAACCACUAUGGAAAACAGUAUGGAGGUACCUCAGAAAACUAAAUAUAGAACAACCCAUGUGAUCCAGCAAUCUCACUUCCAGGCAUAUAUCCGAACUAAACUUUUAUUCAAAAAGAUAUAUGCACCCCUAUAUUCAUUGCAGCACUAUUCGCAAUCGCCAAGACAUGGAAACAACUUAAAUGUCCAUCGACAGAUGAAUGGAUUAAGAAGAGGUGGUGUAUAUACACAAUGGAAUACUACUUGGCCAUAAAAAGACCAAAAUAAUGCCAUUUGCAGCAAUAUGGAUGGAAUUAGAGAUUCUCAUAGUAAGUGAAGUAAGUCAGAAAGAGAAGGACAAAUACCAUAUGCUAUCACUUAUAUGUGGAAUCUAAAAUAUGGCACAAAUGAACCUAUCUACAGAACAGAAACAAACUCAUGGACUUGGAGAAUAGACUUGUGGUUGCCAAGGGGGAGAGGGAGAGAGUGGGACACACUGGGAGUCUGCGAUUAGUAGAUGCAAACUAUUGUAUUUGGACUGGAUAAGCAAUGAGGUCCUGCUAUAUAGCACAGGGAAUUAUAUCCAAUCACUUGUGAUGGAACAUGAUGAAAGUUAAUAUGAGAAAAAGAAUGUAUUUAUAUGUAUACAUAUAUAUGUAACUGGGUCACUUUGCUGUACAGCAGAAAUUGCAAAACAUUGUAAAUAAACUAUAAUAAAACAUUAAAAAUAAAUAUAUAAAACGUAAAAAA